This is a messenger RNA of Hansenula ciferrii, 1794 nucleotides long. RefSeq names its product ESCRT-II subunit protein SNF8 (gene SNF8). NCBI's taxonomy places the organism in Eukaryota, Fungi, Ascomycota, Saccharomycetes, Phaffomycetales, Wickerhamomycetaceae. Gene Ontology annotation, biological process: protein transport to vacuole involved in ubiquitin-dependent protein catabolic process via the multivesicular body sorting pathway. Gene Ontology annotation, cellular component: ESCRT II complex. The coding region runs from base 1 to 1794 and encodes 597 amino acids. The transcript has 2 exons. The record is from RefSeq and is a predicted model, not a curated record.
AUGAAGUUUGGUAAAACAUUUGAGAAAUCUAUGGAGGAUCAUCAUAUCCCUAAAGAAUGGAUAGAUUCUUCAAUUCAUUAUAAACUAUUAAAGAAAAAAAUUAAUAAAGUUGUUGAAGAAAUGGAUCAUGUUGGAUUAACUCAUGAAGUUAUAAAUGAUAAACAUUUGUUAUAUUAUUAUACGUUCCAAGAAGAUCCAAAACAUCAAAUUUUACCUAAUUUAAAAGCUGAUGAAGAAUAUGGUGCUAGAGAUGAUUCAAGUAUAAAUGAUAAAAUGUUAACUUUACAUUCAGAUAUAUUAUUUUUUCAAGAUUUAUAUCAACAAUAUUUAUCAUUAUUAAAAUUUAAUAAGAUUCAAAGUUCAUUGAUAUUGGAUAGAAUUCAACAAUUAAGUAUAUUAAUUAAGAAAUUAACUAAUGGGAAUAAUAAAAAUAAAAAUGAUAUGUAUCUUUGGAGAGAAAUUUUUAAUAAGUAUGUUGAAUAUAAAUUAGAUUUAAAAUCACAAUUUAAUUCUAAAAACUUGGAAAUAUUUGUUUCAAAUGUUAAAGAAAAUAAAAUUUUAAAAAAAUUUAAACAUACAAAGCAAAAUACUGAAUAUUUUCAAACUUUUUAUGAUUUGAAUUUAGAAUUAUUAAAAUUUUUGUCAUUUGAAAAUUUAAAUACAAUAGCUAUAAGGAAAAUUGUUAAAAAAUUUGAUAAAAAUACAUUAUUAAACAGUUCUAAAAAUUUCAACAAGAUGAUAGUUUUUGAAAAAUCAUCUUUAUCAACAUCAACUAUAGAACAAGUCAUUUCAACAGAUAUAGUUAAACUAGUACCACAAUUAGAUGAUUACCUAUGUCCCAUUUGUUUCACAAUUGCUUAUAAACCAAUCAGAUUACAAUGUAAUCAUUUUUUUUGUAUUAGAUGUAUGAUUAAAUUACAAAGAAGAAAUGAACCAAAAUGUCCUAUAUGUAGGGAUAAAGUUGUUAUGUUUGCUACAGAGGCAAAUUUGGAUUAUGAAUUAAUGAAGUUUUUAAAAGAGAAUUUCCCCAAGGAGGUUAAACAAAAGCAAAAUCAAAAUGAAAAAGAAGUUACUGAAGAGACAUUAAGUCAAUUAUAUGAGAAUGAAAAAUUCGGACUAGCAGCAUUUGAUGAUAACAAGAUCAAACAAUAUUCAGAACUAGGACAAUCUUUAUAUGAUAAAAAAAUCAAAGAAUUAACAACACAAUUACAAUUAUUCAAAUCAAUUUUAUUAAAUUUUUUAAAAGAACAUAAUGAAGAAUUAUCUCAUGAUUUAAAACUUCGAAAUGAAUUCAUUCAAAUUUGUAAAACCGUAGGGAUUGAUCCUUUACAAAUAUAUAACAAGACAGAUUCCAAAAUGAAUGAAUUUUAUUUUGAAUUAUGUGUUCGGAUUAUUGAAUUUAGUAAUUCAAUGCAAAAAAUUAAUGGUGGAUUAUUACCUGUUAAGGAUUUCCUUUCAAAUUUUCAAGAACUAGGUAUAACUUUUAAAGAUGUUGAAAUAUCAGUUAAUUUAUUAUCUAAAUUAAAUCCAGAAUUUAAAUUAAUUCAAAUUGGUUCAAAAUUUUAUAUAAAGAAUUUUAAUAUUGAAUUAACAAAUGAUCAAAAUAUGGUUUUAGAAGCUGUUAAUAAUAUUGGAUAUAUUUCAGUUUCUAUCCUAAGAGAUAAUUUUGGUUGGAAAUUGUAUAGAUCUCAAACUAUUUUGGAUGAAAUGAUAGCAAAUGGGUAUCUUUGGUUAGAUAUUCAUAAUGGUGAAUCUUUAUAUUGGGAUCCAGCAUGGAUAAAUAAGAUGGAAUGA